AUGAGUCAGCUAGCAGGAAUCCUCAAAGAUAAUUCAAGAAUGAAGAUCGUCAAAAUCAAGGAGCAGUUGAUCAGGCAGAAAGUGAAUGAUCAUAUGUAUCACAACAUCCCCAGGGGAGUGGACCUGGUUGCAGGAAUCCAUCCACACGGAACACGUCUUGUGACUGGUGGACUCAACCGCAUGGGUGUCUGUACGGCGUACCAGGCCAACAAGUCCGCCGGCCAAGCUCGGGCCACUGGGAAAGCGUCUGACUCGACGGAGUGUGUCACCUCUCGCCCUCUCCCGCUAUCGACGCAUCCCUCGAACGACGAUACAAUAUAUGGAAAGCUGGACGAUAUCGUGAAUUUGGAGCUGGAAUCCCACAAACGGAAUCCUGCUCAGCAAAGACUAUCCGAUGAGUUUUCGUCCGAAAAUUUAUCUUCCCUGGCCCAGCACGGGCCUCCUGAUACCUUUUGGUCAACGGGUCAUUACAUGAUCCAUCAUCCAAGUGAUGAUGAAGAAAAAUUUUCGACCCUACGAAACACUGCGGCUUUUGAAUAUGGCUUGCCGUCACCUCAUGAAGUCUCUCAAUCUUCUUCGGCUCCACACGUUGAGGAAUUAUCCAUAAGUAGCGCGGUGUCCGACACUCUCGACACAGCAAGCACUCGGCCAGAAGCCAGCUCAAAUUCUAGGGUGACCGGCGCAAUAGGCAGGGAAGAAGAUCCACAUGACCAUCAGUCCAAGACAGUCGAUUCCGCUGUAAAAAAACGUCGGAGGGAGGUGGAACUAGCUGAUAUCUAUCACCGAACUCAAGACACCAAGAAACAAAAAAGCAUACCACCUACAACUUUGAAACAAUCCCAACCCAGCUCUAACUUUGAAGACAAAAACCUUGUAAUCAAUGAAGCUCACGAGAUCUUCUCUGGCGUCAGGUUAUGGGAGUAUUCUAUUCUCACACGGGCAAAAAAAUCCCCUAAUCAAGACCUCGCAACAACAAAGGAACUCGAGCAAACCGUUCUCGCUAACAUCAACCAGUUUCCGGUGUUAUGUGCCCAUCGAGAAGCCGGGAUUGAUACGUUCAUCUUGCCGCCAAUCAUAUUCACAUGGGUUUCACAAGCCUCGAAAACAAGUAGGAUAGACUAUCUCAAAAGCAACGCAAACAAGUGGUUUUUUAGAAGAAAUCUUAAAAGGAAAAUCAUGCCAAUCUUCAAGAUUGUCAAUCAGCUUCACAACAUGGCAGUUUAUCAGGGCUUAGACAAAGACUUAGAAGUCACAAGAAAGACUCACACAGCUUUGCUUUCAUGGAUCAAUGAUCUCAUAUUUAGAGAUGAACACCACUUUCCUAUAAUACCAUCUGAAGAAGAAAGCACCAAAUAUUUGUUUCGACAAGCUCAACUUUGUUUAGCAAGUGACAUAACCGAUCCGGAGAGGGUCAAUAAAGCUAGGCUAAUUCCCACUGUGAUUCUUUUAAUGGCAUAUUGGUACAAAGGAUAUGAUUUGAAUCGAGCAGUUUAA
Messenger RNA from Puccinia graminis f. sp. tritici CRL 75-36-700-3, 1494 nucleotides. RefSeq lists its product as uncharacterized. The transcript has 5 exons. The coding region runs from base 1 to 1494 and encodes 497 amino acids. Lineage: Eukaryota; Fungi; Basidiomycota; Pucciniomycetes; Pucciniales; Pucciniaceae. The record is from RefSeq and is a predicted model, not a curated record.